GUUUCAUUUCCCUCCCAUCUUUUUUUUUCUUCUUCUGGGCGUUGCCUCCAGACUAUAAAAAGUAGAAUAAACUUGCAGUGAACUUCUGCUUCAUCUCGUCCUGCGCGCUUCUUCACAUCCUGCACGUCCAAACCUGCAGCCAUGACUGACCUGGAGAAAUGCAUGGAGUCCCUCAUCGCCAUCUUCCAUCGCUACGCCAAAGAUGAUGGCGACGGCAAGACCUUGAGCAAAAAAGAACUGAAAAAACUGAUGGAGACCGAGUUGCCCACUUUCCUCAAGACUCAGAAGAACCCCAAAACGGUGGACUGCAUCUUGCAGGACCUGGACCACAACAAGGACGAGAAGUUGGACUUUGAAGAGUUUCUCCCUCUGGUUGCUGGGAUCUCUUUGGCCUGUGAGAAGUGCUUCGUGCUGCACCAGAAGAAGGGCAAACAAUGAAGAGUGUGUUGUGCAUGUAUAAACAAACCUUUGACAAGA
Nerophis lumbriciformis (worm pipefish) is the source of this 477-nucleotide messenger RNA. RefSeq names its product protein S100-A1-like. Gene Ontology annotation, cellular component: cytoplasm. Lineage: Eukaryota; Metazoa; Chordata; Actinopteri; Syngnathiformes; Syngnathidae. Gene Ontology annotation, molecular function: calcium ion binding; calcium-dependent protein binding. The record is from RefSeq and is a predicted model, not a curated record.